This is a messenger RNA of Halteromyces radiatus, 1009 nucleotides long. RefSeq lists its product as uncharacterized. The record is from RefSeq and is a predicted model, not a curated record. Lineage: Eukaryota; Fungi; Mucoromycota; Mucoromycetes; Mucorales; Cunninghamellaceae. The transcript is spliced from 2 exons. The coding region runs from base 102 to 935 and encodes 277 amino acids.
UUUUUUUUUAAUUCAUUCACCUUCUAUUUUCUUUUCUUUUCCCUUUAUUAUUAUAUAGUGAAGGAGGUCAGAUAGAACAGAAAGGGUGAAAGAGGGAGAUAAUGCAGGCUUCCAUUGUAUCAUUAGUGUUCACUGCACUUGCAUUGGGGAUGAUGAUUGUUGUUAACCUAGGUGUUACAUUUACAAAUAGUAUCUUACCUCAAGUAUAUGUCAUAAAAUUGAUUCAACCUUUAGGUGAUUUAUCCAUUGUCUAUGGUCCCUAUAAUUCUUGCCUGAUGGAGGAUAACCAUAACGUCACGACCACAAAGAUGAUGAUGAAUUGUACCGAGGCCAGUUUAUCCUAUGAUCUUGAUCUUGAUCAAUUAGUGGCGAUUAGCGGUGCUGCCAAUAUUCAACAACUUCAAUUUCAAAUCGAUACAAGUAAACCUUUGGCUCUUCAUAAAGCCAAUCUUGUUGUGUUACCAACAGCUAUUUUGUGUUUUCUUUCACUCUGCGUUGCAAUAUUUACACAUCGAACAUCUGAUAUUUUACCAUGUCUUGGAGGUAUGUUCAGCAUUGUAGGAUUUGUAUGUAGUGCUUGUGGACUUGCUAUGAUUAUCUUUUCCUACAUGACCUUAUUCCAAUCAUUACAAACAUUGUUCGGUUUAACAUAUACUUGGGGUCCAUCUUUAUAUAUGUUGGGUAUCAGUAGUUUUUUCCUCUUGAUUGGAUUUAUUUGUUUCUCUGCACAGUGUUGGUCUGAUCCAAAAUAUCGACAAAAUGCUAUGUCAACCAUCCGUCGUCGUCGUCGCCGUCGUCAUCCUCAAAGACAAUAUGAUCCUAAUCAAUAUCAUGCCACCCCUUAUCAACCUCAGUCUCAUCAUCCAUCUUUUUCUCCUCCUCCUCCUCCUCCUCCUCCUCAUCAUCAUCAUCAUCAUCAUUCAUUACCAGCAUAAAAACAAUGACAUUUUUUUUUAAUAAAAAAGGUAUCCACUUAUAGGUAUAGAUUUUUUGUGACAUGUAUAUGAUU